Monosiga brevicollis MX1 is the source of this 7237-nucleotide messenger RNA. RefSeq lists its product as uncharacterized. The transcript has 19 exons. Bases 1 to 7038 code for a protein of 2345 amino acids. Gene Ontology annotation, biological process: proteasome-mediated ubiquitin-dependent protein catabolic process; protein polyubiquitination. Lineage: Eukaryota; Choanoflagellata; Craspedida; Salpingoecidae. The record is from RefSeq and is a predicted model, not a curated record. Gene Ontology annotation, cellular component: nuclear speck. Gene Ontology annotation, molecular function: ubiquitin protein ligase activity; metal ion binding; protein binding.
AUGGAGGUCGAUCCCGACACCCUGCUCGAGUGGUUGAGCCUGCCGGGUGACACUCAGCUGAUCGCUUUGGAGCAGCUCUGUAUGCUCCUGCUGCUCUCUGACAACGUGGAUCGUGUCUUCGAACACCAAACCCCAAAUCUGCCCGGCUUUCACCCCGCCGCGCUCCUGACUGUUAGAUGUCCACCCCGCCGCUUCAUUCCCGCACUCUGCAACGUACUGCGCAAUGACGAUUGCCCCAUCAACAUUCUCGAAGCCACCAUGCGUGCGCUGACCUUUUACCUUGAUGUCUCUGGUGAUUGUGCACGUCGUGUGGUGGGUGAGGAAGGCGCUGUCGCCAACAUCUGCCAGCGGUUGGGCUGUGCCGAGCUCCUUCAACCCAGCAGCCGUGACCUGGCUAUUCAAUGCAUCAAGGUUCUCGAGCUCAUUUCGAAUCGAGAUGCAGACGCCGUCUACCAGGCUGGGGCUCUGCGCAGCUGCCUCACCUUUGUCAUGACUGGAAAGGAGAUUGUCUUUAAGGACGCCAUCAACUCGGCCAUGUCGGUCGUUACCAAGUGCUGCAGCCGCCUGUCUGCGGCUGAUGCCUUUGUCGCUGACGCCAUUGCCCACUUUACCCUCCUGCUCAACGAGGACCCCGACUUUGUGCCACGUGUCCUGCCAUGUCUGGCCGCCAUCGUUGACAAAUUUCAGCGCGAGAAUGCCGACUUUGAUAUUCUGGUCGGCAGUGGCAUGGUCACCAUCCUUAUCGAGCUUCUGAAUCGCUCGGCGCCCCAGCCCGACCUUGAUAGCUCAGCCGUUGGGCCUGGCAGUGAUUCCGAUGUGCCACAGGCCCGCACCAUCGUCGGUCUUCUUCUGGCUCUCGCCCGCGCUUCGCCUCAAGUGACCCGGCUCCUGCAGGCUUCGCCCAUUCUGCCCACUGCCGUGGCAGCCUGCCUGUGCCGCAACGACCGCCUGGCAGCCGAUGCCAUCGAUCUUGUUGAGCUUCUGUUUGUUGUCCUCUUGGAAGGUCGGGGCGCGCUUCAAAAGCUGCGGCAAAAGCGUGUCAUUGCGCUUGGAGGCCGCGAUGCCAGCCUCCGCUCCGUCAUUGAGCACAUCCGUAACAAGGACACGGGUGCCGUGCUGGAGGCGGUGGAGGGUGGCAUUGACCCCAAUUCGACCGAUGAGGUCGGGCAAACUCUCCUCAACUGGGCCUCGGCCUUUGGUACCAACGACAUGGUCGAGUUUCUGUGUGAGAGCGGCGCCGAUCCCGACCGGGGCGAACGCUCGUCGUCUCUACACUACGCAGCCUCCUUUGGGCGACCCCAGAUUGUGCGUCUCCUUCUCCGCUACAAUGCCAGCACCGAGCUCCACGACGAUGCCGGCAAAACCGCGCUUGAGCGCGCUCGCGAGAAACCGGAUGACGCGCAUGGCGAAUGCGUUGCUCUGCUAGAAAAUCCCGAGGCCCACCGCGACGGCGACGAUGAGGACGAGGACGAGGAAGAGGAGGACCAGGAGGCUGAGGUGGCCCGCCCCGCCGGUGGAUCUGAUGCCUUGGUCAUCGGCGCAUCUUCCCGCACACGCGCGGACUCGGAGCACACCUCCAGCGCAGGCCCUACUGGCACAGCCGUCUCAGGCACCGGGCGGGAAGAAGCUGCCGCCUUUUCCGGCUUUCACGAGCAUCCGGAUACGGCCCAGGCCUUUUUGGAGGGCAUGUUGCCUGUUGUCUGCCAAGCCGUUUCGAGUGUGCAAGACGCGGCCUUGCAGUCAUCGCUUCUACGCCAACUGAACAAGGUGGCCACGACCAUCCCCAAGCCCAUGCUGGAGGCCCUGGCUCAAUCAGAGGCCCUGGCCCUCGAGCAGGCCAUCAUCCCACUGCCCGACAUUCUGCAGCAGGACAAUGGUUGGCACUUGCAUCAGGCCACCACCUUUCUGCAAACGCUCAUGUCGCGCCUUGACGAUCGUGUUCGGGACCAUCUCCUACGCUUGGGUAUCGUGCCGUUGCUACAACAGCUGGCCGCCAAGCAGGCCACCGAAACGGAGCCCGUUUCCGUGGCCCAACCCGGCAUGAAGCUUGAAGCCCGUCACCCGACCUUGGGUGGCUUCUACGCGGCGACACUCCUCGCAACCAACUCAGCCCUCUACGAUUCGUGGCACGUCCGUCUCGACGGCAGUGAGCACCAGGAGCAUGACUUUUGGACGCGGCCCAUGUCCGAUGCCGUCCGACCCCUGGGCAUGAGCCAGGCGCGAGGCCAGACCCUGCAACUGCCCGAGGUUGACGGCGCUACACCAUCGUCAUGGCAGGCCUACCUCGAGGCCACCGCAGCUCAGUCCAUUCCUGCCGAAGCCUUUGACCGUGCCACCGCUGUCAAAGAAAAGGACGCUCGAAAGCGGCGCGAAGCCUACGGCAUUGCGGCCGCCAUCUGCGAAGCCUACUUCAGUGAUGCCGACUCAAUGCGCGCCGUGGUCAAGCGCCUGCAGCAGCUUGGUAACCGCCUCGUCACCAUGACCAAGGCCACGCCCAAUGGCUGCGUCACGCCUGCCGAACCUUCAAGCCCACAAGCCAGCAUGCACGAUAGUCUGGGCAUGACUUUUGCCCUCGACCGGCAGCUUUCCGUCAAUUCGCAAAUGGCUCUUCAACGCAAAGUCGACAUGCAGGCGUGCCUGGCCAAUCUUCGCACCCUGCUUUUGGACGAAUCCAUCUCCGCCUUUGAGCUGCUGCAAGCUAAGCUAGUUCCGCGUUGUGCUGUCCAACCGUCUUGUAUCGCCCUCUCGUCAUCUCGACUGUUGGAAUUUGCCGACGCGCAGAAUCUGUUGUUCUUCUUGCAACACGAGUCUCAAGACAUGGCUGUAUCGCGCGUGGAUGCUGCUGCCGACCGUAACAUGCGCUGCGAGUUGUUCAAGCUGGCGUUUGCGGUGCCGGUGGAUGUGGCCCCGGAACGCAAUCCUUUGCGUACGCUAGUGCUCAAGGUGAUUGACGUGCUGGAGCACACUGAGUCCCUUCCAAUUCUUCUUCACGAAAGUCCUGGGAGUGGACAUGGUCUUCAGGUGCUGCAAAAGCGGCUCAAGUUUAAGUUGCUGAGGGACCCGCGAGACGAGACACUGCUGGACUUGACUGGCAACGCUUUCAAGAUGGAGCCACUCGCGACGGUGCAGUCGCUGAUUGACUUUCUUGAGCCCAAGGUCCAGAAGCAGUGGUGCGACUUUCCGCGGCCUGAGAUCUCCUUUGUACAACGACUGGUGGGCGGCGAGCGUGUUGUUUGCACCUAUCAGAGCGAUUUCGAUGAACAAGGCGUUCUUUACUGGAUCGGAACCAAUGGCUUGACCGCCAACUGGAUCAAUCCCAGCAAGGUGGCUCUCGUUUUCAUCAAUACCUCGUGUGGCCGCAAGGACUCUUGGUUUUCCAUUGACUUGGGCAUCUAUGUGAAGCCAACCUGUUAUACGCUGCGACAUGCACGGGGCUACCACCGCAGCGCCCUCCGUGACUGGGAUUUUCAGGUGUCUGAGGACGGCGACACGUGGACAACCAUCCGUGAGCAUCGUGGCGACACUGCCUUGGAUGAGCCUGGCUCAACAGCUACCUUUGAGGUCUCAGCACCCGAACAUGCAACAGGAUGGCGGCACUUUCGCAUCUUUAUGCGAGGGCCGACGGCCAAUAGCAACACGCAUUACCUCUCCUGCUCUGGCUUUGAGCUCUACGGCACCAUCACCGGCGCCAGCGAGGUUUCUUUUGCCAAAGCCGUAUUGCGCGAAGAGCGCAAAGUGUAUGCUCUCCAGCGCCAUGCAAAGAAAGCAGCCGCCAAAUUCAAAAUCGGGACGCGUGUCAAGCGCGGUCCCUGCUGGAAGUGGGGCAAUCAGGAUGGUGACCCCCCGGGACCCGGCACUGUGACGGGCUUGCCCCGUAAUGGCUGGAUCGACGUCAAGUGGGAUGCUGGCUGCAGCAACUCGUAUCGCGUGGGUGCGGACGACAAGUAUGAUCUCUUGCCACUUGAUGAUGAGGCUCAUAACGAUGCUCCAGAUGAUUCCGACAUGAGAACAGCGCCUGCAGCGUCCAGCCAUGAGGCAGCUACCGCCACUGGUGCUGCCAGUGAUCCGGCACAGGAAACAACAGAGAUGUCCACCGUAGCGGACGCACUCGUACAGGACAUGGUGUUUGAUAUGUCAGCGGACGGUGAGGGCAUGGAUGACGAUGGCGACGAUGACGACGACGACGACGAUGACGACGAUGAUGACGAUGAGGACGAUGCCAUGGAUAGUGGCGAGGAUAGCUACGGGGCGCUCGCCCAUGUGUUUGGUGCACCGCGCAGUGCAGCCAUGGCUACGACCUCGGGUCAUAUGGAGGAAGAUUCCGUGCUGGAGGGACUAAGGGACCUUGAGGCCGGCUUUGCGCAUGACGCCUUCCCCAUGAGCACGCCAUCCCGUUUAGGCGCACAUCGGCGGUUGCUUGAGCUGAUGCGGAAGCGGGAUACUAUUGCAGCAUCUCCUCGCACGCGUGAGCUGUCCUGGGAUGAGAAUUUUGUGUUGAAGCGCCAAUUUUCUGCGCUUGUUCCAGCCUUUGAUCCUCGUCCCGGCCGCCACAACGUGUCGGCCACAACCGAUCUUCGCGUGCCUCCCCCAGGCUCGCCCACAGAUUCUUUCGCGGCGCGAACCAUGCGCCGCCGACAAGAGCAGCGCAUCUGUCUGUUUUUGGUUGAUUCGGAAGCAAAUGGAGACCCCGAGACACUCCGCGAGAAUUUGACUCCGGAUCACAUGCACCGUUUGCCAUCUGACUCGACCAUCUUCCGCGCCAUCCAGCGUCAUUGGGGCCGUGGUACGUGGGUCGCUGGGUCGCUGGGUCAACUUAGCCUGUGGAACCAGUCUUCGACAGCCCUUUGCCUCACGCCUGCUGGUUUUGGUUCGUUUGACGCAGACAAUUCAUCCGACCGUUUGAAGCGCACGUGGGAGCCCACUUACACGAUCGUGUAUCGCAGCGAGAGCGUGGCUCCCGAAGCGAUGGAUGAGGAUGGUUGGGAUCUCCAGUCAGUACGAGCACGGCUGGAGGCGGGCGAACUUAAGCGCGCGGAUGUGUUUGCAUACCUGCAGAGCAAGGCAAGCGUGGCCUGGUUGAGGCUGUGGAACCUCAACGACCAGCUCACGAGCCAACAGGUCAAGGGUUGGUCCAUCAAGCAAGUGGUAGCUGCCUUUAAAGACUUUUUGCAGACUCGCACACAAGGCGAGGAUGCCGUUGAUCCAGACGCCCCCCGCCCACCACCACUUAAUGUAUCUGCCUUCAACGCCGAAGCUUUGCUGGCCGCCACCUCAGUGGCGGUUGCCGACGACACGACCACCCCGGCGUUGCAGCUGAUUGAAUUCCUCUAUGACAUGAUGCAGGCGGCCGUGGUGGAGGAGUUCUCGGGUGCCGGAGAGGCCGCGACGGAUACUUUUGCCCUGAACGUGGACAAGGCUGACUUUGUGAGCCAUCGCCUGACCUCAAAGCUGCGCCAGCAGUUGAUGGAUCCCAUCGUCCUGGCUUCGGAGGCCUUGCCCGAGUGGUGCGAGGAGUUGACGACGCGUUGUCCAGUUCUCUUUCCACUUGAAGCGCGCCAGCUUUACUUUAGCUGCACGGCCUUUGGCGUGUCUCGCGCCAUUGCUUGGAUCCAGUCCCGACAGGACGAUGCGCGCGGUCGACAAGAUGCCGCUGAGCAUCGCAUCGGCCGUCUUACACACGAGCGCGUUGUCCUGCAGCGCGGCGACAACUUCUUUGAAUGGGCGUGCAAUGCCUUUCGCCUGCACGCAGACCACAAAUCCAUUCUUGAAGUGGAGUUUGAAGGCGAAGAAGGUACCGGUUUAGGUCCAACCCUUGAGUUUUACUCGCUCAUGGCAUCGGAACUGCAACGCAAAGACCUUUGCCUUUGGAUUUGCGAAGAUGCGCUUGGCGCAUCAGCUCGCACCGUUGAUCUCGGCACGGGCAACAAGCCGCCUGGCUACUAUGUACAACGCAGCAACGGUCUCUUUCCCGCACCGCUACCGCAGACGGGCAAGCUGAUUGAUUCCGUGUGUGAGCGCUUCUUCGUAUUGGGCAUCUUCUUGGCCAAGGCACUGCAGGACGACCGGCGCAUCGAUUUGCCGCUUUCCCGCUCUUUCUGCAAGCUGUUGGUGGGCAAGGAGCUUGUCUUUAGCGAUCUCUAUGACGUAGCGCCUGAGCUCGCUACGACGCUUCGUGUCCUGGAGGUAUGUGUUUGUCUCUCCUCAGACAUGGAGACUGCAUCUGCUUUCAGCACAAUGUGCACGAGCAUCCAAUUGUUCGAAUUGUGCAUUCACCGAUCGGCCGAGGAACAGGGCGUGGCUGCGCAAAAGCGAUUGAUCGACGCUGAAUGUGAAGGGGAUACGGAGGAACGUGACGCUGCAUACGAAGAGCUGACAUUCAUGUGGCCUGACACAAACACGGCCGUGCGCGUCAGCGACUUGAGCUUGAGCAUGGUGUACUCGCCCUCGUCCACUGUUUUUGGCCUUGCAGAGAUUCCUCUUAGGCCGAACGGCGAAGAUGAAGACGUGGCACUCCAUAAUCUAAGCGAGUACAUUGAGCGACUGACGGCUUUUGUGCUGCGCGAGGGUGUGGCCCGCCAGCUCGAGGCCCUUCGUGACGGCUUUAAUUCCGUGUUUCCCAUUGAGAAACUGGGUAGCUUUACUGCCGACGAGAUCCCACACGUGCUGUGCGGUGACCAGACAGUCGAUUGGAGCUUCGAUGAGCUUGUGACCAACACCCUGCCGCGCCACGGCUACCACACGGAUAGCAAGGGGUAUCUGAAUUUCCUUCGCGUCUUGACUGAGCUGACCCAAGACCAGCGCAAGGCCUUUUUGCAAUUUGCCACAGGGUGUCCGAGCUUGCCACCGGGUGGCAUCAAGAACCUGCACCCACAAAUGACCAUCGUGCGCAAGUUGGCGGAAACCGGUGCAGAGGAUGACAUGUUUCCUUCCGUCAAUACAUGCGCCCACUACGUCAAGCUGCCUGAAUACAGCAGUGCCGAGCUCUUGCGCGAACGCUUGCUAGUGGCCAUCACAACGAAGGGGUUCCACAUGAACUAAUGCGCGUGAACCAAGGCUUUGGAGGGCGAUGAUGCCGUGCGUCCUCGCCUUUCACUCGACGUGUAGAUCUAGCCUUUUUCCCUUGGCACUCGCAUUGCUGAUUGAUUUUUCGUGUCGUUUGCACUGCGGCCUUUCAGUUUGACGGAUUCACAGUCCUUUCAAAGAAGCACUCUGCAUCUGUUUAAAUUGCAGGCAAAAC